Labeo rohita (rohu) is the source of this 2142-nucleotide messenger RNA. It is a transcript of the gene loxl5b, whose product is annotated as lysyl oxidase-like 5b. Gene Ontology annotation, biological process: peptidyl-lysine oxidation. The coding region runs from base 105 to 1460 and encodes 451 amino acids. Gene Ontology annotation, molecular function: copper ion binding; protein-lysine 6-oxidase activity. The transcript has 7 exons. NCBI's taxonomy places the organism in Eukaryota, Metazoa, Chordata, Actinopteri, Cypriniformes, Cyprinidae. The record is from RefSeq and is a predicted model, not a curated record.
GAAGAUCCGGACUAUGCCGUUUACGCACCUCAGACUCCCACAUCCACUGGCGGAGGAACAUCUGUGCUGGGAGCCCACAUCAGUGACAAGUGUCCAACUUUAAAAUGCAUCUCAAGAUGCCAAACUUGCUUUUGUUUUUCUGUUUACUUCAAGGACUGAAUAACUUUAUCAGCGCGCAAAACUCCGCGGCCUGGAGAAAUCGGAUCCAGUGGGUGAAUAACGGCCAGGUGUUCAGGUUAAUGAGCACCGGCUCGGAAUAUCACGCACCGGUGGCGACAAGAAGACAGUCCAGGGUGUUUCUAAGCAACAAUAGAGAUGCAGUCCGAGACAGGACCAUGCAAAUCCGUGUGGAAUCGUCUGAUUCUGCGGCCACCAGUAGCGGAGGCACCGCGCUUUUAGGUCCAGACCGCAUGCAGUUCAUCGCGGCUAACAGCCGCACACCUGGCGCCAGACAAAUGCAGGAGCGCCAGCGGCUCAGAGCAGCUCCAGGAACUAGAUCCAACGCCACAGCUCCGUCCGAAUACUCCGGCGGAGGCAGAACCCCGGCACAAGUGGACAAUACCGCACGGAGGGCACCAGCGGUUGCCAAUCUCCAACACCUGGAAGCGCCUACGGAGAAUUCCAACGCUGUAACAAACGGAAACUAUAAUGAAGCUGCGCUCUCCAGAGCGCAAACUCCGAAUGUGGUGCAGGGAACCACGUCUGAAAGUAUGGCAGGAGAUGAUCCGCGAAACAGGAAUACGGUUUUCUAUAACAUCUAUCCGCCCGGCGGCAGGACGGUCAUCCCGCGCCGCCCGCCGCCUGGCACCGGUUACGGAACCAGAUACUUCCAGAACGGUCUUCCUGAUCUUGUGCCAGAUCCAUAUUCCAUCCAGGCGGGCUCAUACAUCCAACGCGUCCAGAUGUACGCGCUCCGGUGCGCGGCGGAGGAAAACUGCCUGGCGCGGUCUGCAUACAGACCCACAGUCAGAGACAUCGACUACAGGGUUCUGCUGCGCUUCCCACAGAAAGUCAGAAACAUGGGAACGACCGACUUUCUGCCCGUCAAACCCAGACAUCAGUGGGAGUGGCACAGCUGCCAUCAACACUAUCACAGCAUGGAUGCAUUCAGUCACUAUGAUCUGCUGGACAUCAACACCGGAAUGAAGGUCGCCGAAGGUCACAAGGCCAGUUUCUGUCUGGAAGAUACGGGCUGUGACCCUGGAUUUCACCGCAGAUACGCCUGCACUGCACACACACAGGGUUUGAGUCCAGGCUGCCACGACACGUACGCAGCCAACAUCGACUGCCAGUGGAUCGACAUCACAGACGUCCCUCCUGGAAACUACAUUCUCAAGGUCACAGUCAAUCCAGACUUCCUGGUGGCCGAGUCUGACUUCUCCAACAACGUUGUGCGAUGUGAGGUCGUUUACACCGGCGUUUACAUCCAAACGAGAAACUGCAUCCUAACUGGGAUGUAAACCCUUCGGGUUGGAGUUUUUAAAGGCCUAUAUAAUAGGUUUGAUUAUAGUAAUUUAAAGCUUUUUUAGUAACUUGAAACGCUCCAUAUAGUUGUUGGAGUAAUAUUUAUGACAAAAGUACUGUAUCUAUUUUAGAUGAGUUUGAUUUCUUGCCCUAGAGCAAGCAACUUUAAGUCAAAUUAAUGUGUUUUUGUGAUGUUUGCAUUAUAAUAGAAUGUAAUUUUGCAUUUAUUUUAAAUGAAGAACUAUAAAUUAAUAGAUCAGUAUGUUAUUGUUUGUAUUUAUUGCAUAGGUUAUGAAAGCCAUAAGCAUUUUCUUUAAAACUAAGAUAAUAUUAAACGACCUUUUGUGUUGACUUUACUCCAGUGCAGAUCAUUUGUGUAAAAUGUACACUAUUUAAAAGGUUUAGUUUUCCAGAUUUCAGUUAAUAUUUCUGUCUUAAACAUCUUGAAAAGUUUGCUGCGAGCUUCCUUUGUCUCUGCCAUGAUUAUAAAACAUUUUCCAUGAAUGUUGGACUUGGAUGAACAAGGUCGUUUGUGGUUUGAUUUGCAAUAAACAGAAAUGCAGAGAAUGUAAUAGAGAAAAUGGAUUGUGGUUAUUUUCUAAACUCUUUCUUUAUUAAAUCACGGCUUCAUUCAAUACAAAGAAAGUUCAAAUGAGCUCUCAUUUGAGAUGUUUAAAC